GUGAACAAUUUGUCAGACCACAGAGAGACGUGUAGACAAAUCACCGGGAUAUAGACGCGAGGCUGAUAAUGUAAGAAGUAACCCCCGCUGGCAUAAAGCCGCUGUAGUAAUUGGUUACAUACUCUGAAACCUGGUUGUACACACUACAGCUUGGAUCCGGAAACUACAGACGCUUCAGUCGUGAGUGUGUAAGGUGGUUCUUAUCACUCUUAAAUACACAACAAUAAUACUAUCCACGAGUAGCAUACAAAAGACAUAAAAACCAACACCAAACAGAAACCCGUGCUACAUUGUAAUUUAUUCAACGCGUUGCUUCAGCCUCUACCACCCAGUCUUGGUGUUCCAAUCAAGUUUAUUCCACUAUUCAGUGCUAUACAGGGGUGUACGAUAAGGGUUCGCGGCUAAAGCAAUUGGAACCUUUAUAGAUCAUGUUUCUGGGAAAACAAUAGAAAGAGGAAGUAGCCAGUUCGUCUAGUCUUAACUUGGAUUUUUAAAGAAAUGUUCCAUUCGAUAGAAGUCUGAUUGUUGAAUACUCGUGUUAAGUUUGUAAGAUUACCCCGAGGGAAAGAGAUAGGAUAUUUAUUGUUCGUUUCGUAUAUAUUGUCUUUUCUACGUUAAAACAACCACGUGUUCUGUAUGGAUGAACCUUAGAGAGUACAUGCGUGAUAGUUUUAACGUGGCUGAAAACAUGUGUAGGACACAGACUAAAACAGGAACACGUUAAGGAUAACCGUUAAACACAACCAAGGGAUAUUGGUAAUGUGUGUAUAUCAUUUCAAUUCAUAACAAAUAACGGAUUUUUAUUUGUAAUUAAUUAGGAAGCGAGGGAGUGACGGUUGAAGUGUCCCCGUGACGUGUUACAAGAACACUCAGAACAUCACCAAAUUAAUUCACAGCUAUAUAACUCAACCUUUUUGGCACUGGGAUCAACGAUAGCAGUUUCAAUGCGUUGUCUUUCAGGACACCACCCUCCUCAUUAGAGGCGACUGAUACAGCAUUUAUAAGGAACAAGACUGAAACUCUACGGCUAUUGUCAUCAACGUGGAUGUAUAUAUACAUAUGUCGUGUUAACGAAACGGUGGCCAUUCGUAUAGUGAAUAUCUACAAGGGUAGUUAAACCAUUAUACCCACUCGUGUGUUAAAAAAAAGCAUCAACAACAUCAUCAGUGUCAUUUGUUUUAUUAUUUUGGACUUCAGUGGUCGAAGCCUUGUGUUUUUUCUACCGAGUAAGAGUGUUAAACAUGCGGUCUUCCCUUGUGAAACUUUUAUCUGUGAUCAAUAUUUGUUGGACCUUGUUUAGUGUGUCUGUAGGGGAACAAUUCUUCUUACGAAGAGAUCAUCUUGAUCAAAUAAAUUAUAUGAGGAGAACAACAGAAAACGUCGUCAAAAGUCAGGACGAUGCAGAGGUGAUAUUAGAAAAAUAUGGUUACCUAAGUUGUAAGGUGUCUCGGCGGAAACGGGAUGUGGGGAGGGUACACAUGUUGCCGGGGUAUGGGGUCAGUAUGACAGAAGAGGGGCAAGGUCGUCAAGAAGCGUGUGAUGAUUCCCAAGUUGAAAAUGCCAUCAAGGAAUAUCAAAAAACUUAUAAUUUACGUGAAACGGGGGUAUUGGACGAAGAGACUAAAAGGCUCAUGAGUACGACGCGCUGUGGCAAUAAAGACACCGAAACAACAGUUGUAAAAAAGAACACAACAACGCCGGACACUGGACAGGAAGUGCAUAGUAGUUCUCAAAAUCCCGCAGUAAAUUCCAUAUCCAAAGAAAAGACUGACACGGAGUCGAACGAUUCCGGUGCACCGUUUCAAAGGUUAUGGAAACGUUCUGUGAACAAUAAUAAAUUAUUUCAAGUGUUAACUAGAGGAAAGCGUGAAACAUUCUUACAGACUCGAACACGUAUACUGAACGAGUAUGUGAAUCGGAUUAAGAGGAACGAUCCGCUGAUGAAACAACCGUUAACGCACGAAGAACGCAGUAAACGGUCAGUGAUAGUGAAUGGCAGACGUAAUAACGAAACGCACCAGCCAACGGAAGAUGAGUUAAAAGCGAAAGAUCUAAUUUGGAAGAAACAAGAAAUACGUUGGAGGUUAUUAGAAACGGGAUACAGUACACACAUCCCCGUGGAGGAUCAGCGAGCAACCAUUGAUUUGGCAUUCAGGAUGUGGUCCGAGGUGACGCCCCUUAAAUUUAUGGAGGAUAUCGAAGGUGAUAUUCGUGAUGUGGAUAUUGAAGUGGCGUUUGGACGAGGAGCUCACGGUAACUGUCAACAAGAUUUUGAUGGAAAUGGAGGCGAAGUUGCCCAUUCAUGGGUUGGUGGGAACAUGCAUUUUGACGAUGACGAAAACUACAAAUCGAUUCGUACCUACCGUCAUGAUGGAAUAUACCUACUGAGAAUUGCUGUCCAUGAAAUCGGUCACGUGCUUGGAUUGUCUCAUACCAACAAAUCCUUUUCAAUUAUGUACGCCAUUUACAAUAAACUAAACUCCAAACCAUCGUUUGAACUGAACCCAUUGGACAGGAAGGCUGUCCAGGCAAUCUAUGGUGUGUGUAAAGGCAAAUUCAGCACUGUUUUAGAUUGGGUUAGAAAACGACCUGAUAAUUCUUUCAUCUUCAACACGUAUUUCUUCCGUGACAACCAUUACUGGAUGUACGAAAAUCAUGCCAACAGAACUCGAUAUGGAGAUCCACUACGAAUCGCGCGGGAAUGGAGUGGAGUACCGAAUCUUGUUGAUGGAUAUGCCCAUAUUUGGUACAUUACUGGAAACCAGAUGGUCGAUAAAGCAUUCUUCUACAAAGGGGAAGACUACUACGCCUACAAUAGCGAAACAGAUUCAGUUAUGGAUGGAUACCCGAAGAAAAUAAAAGAUGAUUUUGGGCCUAUGGCGGACCAAACUGAGUCUAUACCAAAUAAUAUUGACACGGUGUACUUUGAUAUGAGAGAUAGAAAUCUUUACUUUUUCAAACACGAUAUGGUUUACGUCUAUGAUCCAAAGACUGAAAACUUUACCAACGGAUGUUGUGUGCGGAAGCGGAAAAUUGUUGAAGAAUUCCCUGCAUUGGAAGGUGAAGAUCCUUUACCAAAUGACUUAGAUGCUGUGUAUUACUCUUAUAAGGACCAAGCUAUAUAUUUCAUUAAAGACGAAUAUGUUUGGCAUAAUGCUUUGUUCAACAUUGGACAAAAAGUGAUUCAAAAUGGGGUGAAAAAAGACGGUUUGUGGUACAAUAAAUGGUUUGAUAUCUGUGACAUUUGAGGUGACCAGAACCUAAAACUGUGAUAUGUUGUGGGCGAGAGACAGAGAGAAGGGUAGCUAUGCAUUAUAAUGGGUUGUUCAAAUUUUGGUCACAAAAUUUAUGAUCGAGUAAUUUUAGCCAAUCAUUUGUCGACUGGAUAUCUUAUGCUAUACGGUUGUUGUCUAUGACAUCGACCAAUAACAUGCCAGCUCAGACAAUCCUAAGAGACUAGUGCUUUAAGCCGACGGCGAGGGAAGGUCGGAAGUUGGGUUUGUUCAAAAGGAUGUUGAAUCUCAGAGUAUUUAAUGCUAUAUUGCCGGUUCUAUUUGAUAUAGUAUAUUUGUAUGUUUUCGGUACAAGAGAUUUGCUUUCGUAAGAAUUGUUCAUGUUUUUGUUUGUUACUAAUAUUCCAAUGUUUAUAUGUAGCGCAUUUACCGUCUUCUAUCAUUUUUUAUAUUUAAAAAAUGUAGAAUUCUAGAUAUUUUGUAUGUCCUUCUUAUAAUCAACUUAUAAUUCUGCCAGUAAAAUAUGUUUUAUAAUGUAUAUAAGUAUGACUUGUUCUUUGUAUUUAAAUGUUAAAAUAUAAUUUAUGUUGAUAUUACGAGUCACACAGCUUCGUUUCUUUACUGGCCAUGUUUUAUAAUCAUCAAUGUACUUUGAAGUCUGUCAUGUUUGUGUCUGUAGAGCUAGUAAGUUGAUUCUAGCCUAUUUCUUAUAACAAGUUGCUGUCAACAGCAUUAACAUAUUUCUGAAAUUUUAAAUUGCGACACACUAACAUUUUGCAUUUAAUGCCUGACCCUUACUGCAAGGUAUACGCCUAGAAUUGCUUCAACAAUUUUGCCGAAGCUGGGUUACUAAAUCUUAGAAAACUUAACCAUAUUUUUUACGGGAGGCAAUCGGGGCCUUGAACACAUCAGGGCGGGGCGACUUAAAAACUAUAUAUUGAAUUCACGCAUAAUUCAACCCAACCCGUUGUCAAAAUACAAAUUGCAAUAAUCGAAUUCGGAAAACAGCAACACGGCUUGUCACAUACAUUUGAUUAAUUGUCAGUGAAAUCUCUUUUUAAAAUUACAGAAAUAUUUUUAAUGUGUAAAUCUAUAUUAUUCUUACUUAUCUCUUAUAACCAAUUAUUGACAAUAGUUUUUGUUUGUAAUGAAAGACUAACAUUUAGUUAUUAUAGUAUUGGUUUAUUGUAUCUCUACACAUAUUGUUUAGUUAAUCAAGUAUUUUGUAUAUUAUAAACGAGUUAUUAUUCUAGUCAAACAGUGGUUAAAUAACCCCUUGUAAACUAUUGAAAUAUACUUAUACUUCAGCCGAAUAUAGAUUUACUUGACGCCAUUAUAAGAUACGCGACACGUAUUUAUUUGGGUGGUGUUCAUCCCAAAAACACUAGGGUUGUUAUCUGCGGAGACCCGGUUAUUGUUUACGGAGAUUCUAAAUUGUCAGACCGGAAUUUUGAAAUUUGACUGAUUAACAGUCGAGUGACAUGGAAUUGAGCAACGUCCUUGUUGUACAUGACGUUAGCAAACGAUUUAGUUUAGAACGUGCGCAUGCAUUGUCGCCGGUAUUUUCGUGAUUGCUCGAUUGACGUCUUUCGAGUGAAUUCUGGAACGUUCAAUCGCGUAUCCUCGUGGUCCAUUUCUAGAUAUGGUUGUUUUAUAAAGACCUGGUUAUUGCUUCUUCAGUAUCAAUAGAUGAAUAGCCCAGGUUUUGCCAAGAUGGGGUUUCACUUUUAUUGUUCAGAAAUCCCUUUAACUAUAAUGACUUUUAUUGAAUUUAGUAGUGAACAAUUCUGAUCAAUUCACCAAUUACCAGGAUCUGGACAUAACAUGUCGUGCAGUAUAAACGUCUAUCUAGGCUGUUGAAAGAAACUAAACAGAUUUAUGGUCAAUCAAGUACAUCAGAAAUGACGCAUUAUAACCCAAUAUGUGACAAACGGGUAUGUGGGAAAACAAUAUUAAAUAGAAAAUGAUGUCCCAGAAUAAUUACAUUUAAAGAGCUACGUAGUAAUGUUGAUAAGAAUAUAGUAGUUGAAAAAAAAAUCUAAACUUCAAUACUAAAACUAUUGAUCUGUUCAAAUAAGUGUCAGAUCUAUUAAAUCUAUUCGUGAACAUGACCCCAUUGAUCCGUUUAAUUAAGUGCCAACUCGAUUAAUCUAUUGACCCGUUCAAUUAAGUGCCAACUCGAUUAAUCUAUUGACCCGUUCAAUUAAGUAUCAGACCGAUUAAAUCUGAACAUCAGUACAAGUAAUUAAUUUAUUAACAGACCGGGAUACCUUUAGACAAUAAGAAGAAUAAAUAAUUACGUUUGCAAAUUCGGGGUUGUGAUAAUGUGAAAGGUGAUUCAGGUGGUGAUGAUUCGGACAACACUGAAAAUAAUAAAAAAGACUUAAAAAAAAGAGAAAGUGAAAGUAGGGACGUUUUCUAAUCAUUGAUAGAAAUAACAUUUGUAAUGAAAUAUACACUUGAAAUUUAAAUAAAUUAAAAGGAUCACGCCUUUUUAAUUCCGGUACUAAAUAUGUUAGGAAGGCCUUAAUCUGGCAAAAAUUAAAAUACAAGGAUAAAUAGUGGCUUUUAUUCAAUAUAAUGUUAAUAAAUGGACAGGGAUUCGACAUAUUUCACGAUUUGAACGACAAGUCUUACUUGUUCGUGCCAUACACUCGUCUUUAUCUAAUAGGGCAACAUUAAUGAUAAUCGUUUUAAAUUUACAUGAUUUUUUCAUAUGUACUUACAUUAAUAAGGAAUCUUUCAGCUGAUCUUUCUCGUCUUGUUGAAUAAUAGAGAAGUUUUAUCAUCUACAUUGAAUCUUCUCAGCUUUAAAAAAACCCCAACACAUUUCAUAUUCUUUCUUCUUAACAUUUUAUUUAAUAGAUUUUUUAGUGCUCAAACAUUAUUGUCAUGUAGAAGUAAAUUAUCGUUUCAUGCUCAUUAUUCUUAAGGAACAUUAUAGUCCGAAUUGAAAUAGAUAAAAACAUAGGUAAAACGCUUUUUUACGAUUUAUUCAUACUGUGUGUACCUGUUUAACGUUGUAGUCCCUUUGUGUCUAAAGUUAUAUUUCGAUAGGUGUUUUAUAUAUUCUGACAUUUAUAUUACAUAUAUUCCUUGCCCCAGCCUCCAAUGCUACCCGUGUUUCUUUAAUUAUUAUUAAAUUAGCUUCGAUCCCCAAGUCCUAAGUGUUUGAAUUAUUAGUCGGAACAUCAGCAUCGGUUGUUUAUACAGCAUUAAAAGUCAAAUGGUAAUUUCCGGACGAUUACUAUUUGAUCGAAAGGAAAAAUAACCCUCACAUUUUGAUUUGUUGGAAAUCGGAAGAAUGCAUUUUUUACUAGUGAAUUGGGCUACCUUUUGCCAUAAUGCAUUGCGGAACCGUACACGGGAACAGACGGAAAACAAAUGGCCCUUUUCCAGAUAAAAUUGAACCUAUUGUUCCAGAUAGUUUGGGCUGGGGCGAUCGACACUAUGUCCCUUAUUUUGUGUCUUCUAUGGUGCUUUCUAAAAUGGCGUACGCCAAUCAGUUUUCAUACACUGCUUUAGUAACAGUUUUCCUACACCGCUUUAGUGAAUAACUGUGUUUUUAAAUCGCGCAUAAAAUAAAUUAAUGUUUAAUGGAGAUGUAGCCUUCGACAUUUUGUGUUUUGUAAAUAAUGUUUUUGUAAAUCAUUGGGCUGAUUUUGUAUUAUAACUACGUCAUAAUUACCUUCAGCUUUGUAAAUAAGGCAAUAACCAAAAAUAACUAUGCAUUGCUUUAAUAUUCGUAACUUAUAUUAAGGGUAAUUACUUCCCUUUUUUGAUGUAUGUUGUGUACUUUUUGUGUCUUGUUAAUGGUAUAUGUGUAUUUAGAUUUUCUACCCUGCAUUCAGAAAAAAAAUAUAUUUAUUAAUACCCGCUUACCUUUUACAUUGACACAGAUAAAUAGAUUACAGAUGUGCUCGAGUGGACAAGAAUCAAUAAACUGCGCAUGUGAUGUUUGAGAUAAGAUUGCGCAUGUGCUGUAUGAACACUUAUAUCCAGACACCACGCAAUACGGCCGAUACAAGAUACCAGAGAGAGUGUCAUUUCCGGCAAAUUUUUCAUUAUAAUUGUAGCUAGUUUUCUUGUAGUUUUCCAUGAAAUUUGUCAAUAAUUUAUUAACUGUUACGUUUUAUAUAUUUUAAAAACUUGUUAUGUGUAUAUUUUAUAAUGUGAUAUUUAUUUCAUUAGUAUACAUAUAAUAUAACUACUGUGUAAAUGUAAAUAUACAAUGACGUCACACAAGGUGCGUGAAACGACAUCAUUGUUCGUGUAUUAUUAUCAAUGGUUUCGUGCAUCCAGUGGCUUUCGUCAUUAAAUUGCACUUAAUAGAUCAUGUACAUCACUAUUUAUAUUGCCAUGCAAUUUUCUUUUCCAUUUUCGUUGAACAUUUUCUGUUUGCAUCGCUCUUUUUUUUCAUGUACGUUACAAAAUGUGAGAAUAAAUGUUCGUCAGUUA
Patella vulgata (common limpet) is the source of this 7691-nucleotide messenger RNA. Its product is annotated as matrix metallopeptidase-21. The transcript is spliced from 7 exons. Gene Ontology annotation, cellular component: extracellular matrix. Gene Ontology annotation, biological process: extracellular matrix organization; proteolysis; collagen catabolic process. The record is from RefSeq and is a predicted model, not a curated record. Gene Ontology annotation, molecular function: metalloendopeptidase activity; zinc ion binding. NCBI's taxonomy places the organism in Eukaryota, Metazoa, Mollusca, Gastropoda, Patellidae. The coding region runs from base 1242 to 3248 and encodes 668 amino acids.